GGGAGCGUUGUGCAGUUACUCAUGGUGUCUGACACUGUGGCUAGUUGGAGAGAUUGCUGUCCGCUGCUGCAGUAGGCCUGCUGGACAAAGUCACGUUACCUCAGGGAGGGGAGGGGGAAAAACUGAAUCUAAUGCCUGCACAGGGGGCACCCUCAUUCAGGCUCUGAAGUUACUGAUGCACGGUUGACUCUGAGCACACGGAGGGAGGAGUUGCGGGACGAUUGUCUGGCUGAAGCACACUCGCACACCACUGCCUGCCCAGUUGGUUGGAAUUAGCGCUUUGGUAGGAAAGCAGUAAUGGGAUUGUCUCUGAGACGGUCAAAUCAGCCCGAACAAACCUGCAAAAAACAUCUGAUCAACAAGAUGGAUGGAGGACUGUUCUGCUGAAUGAAUGUUUGGGCAUUUAGAGCUACAGAAUAGGCAACAAAGUUUUUGUCUGAACUCCAAAAUGUCUAACAGGACAUUUUCCAUGGACCAAGUUGAGAGCACAGUUCCUCUGCCCAGCAGAGAAGCCCUCGCCCUUGAGAAUCAUGAUAGCAACUCGCCACUGUCGCCUUCACCUGACUCCAACAGUAGUAUUUCAAACCUGAGUGACAGAGAAGCCAACAGCUCCCCUGAUAUCAACAUGCUGGAGGGCUGCCUCAGUGACAGCUCUUCUGUGGAUAACUCCUACAACAUCACCUUAUCACGGGAUAAUGUAUUCUCUGGCACGAGCAUGAACCUGAACCAAAGUUUAUUUGCCACACCUGAUAAUGGCAGUGGGAAUUUCUGCAAUAGAAAUCUGAGUCUGACGAGCAACCAUGAGACGGGAUCAAAUAACUAUCAGACUUUCUAUAAGAACACAGAUGAUAGAAGUAACAGAGCAGCGACGUCUCCAGACUCUGCUGGGAGGAGUUUAGGAGAGACUUCCCGUAGAGGAUCCACUGAGAAUGACUGCUGCUCCCUGAGCUCUGGGGAAAUGGUUAUAAGGAGCAACAGUUUUUGUCUGGAGGAUCAGUCACCCUUGUUAGUCUCUUCCCUGGAGGAGUCAUUUAUCUCUCUGGCUGCAGGCAAUCCAGCAUUGCCUGUGGACUCUAACCAGUUGUCAACCACUCUGUCGCAUCUCCACGAAAAAUCCACAGAAAGAGUCAUUGAGGAGAACGCAGUUCCUCCGUGUCUUGGCAUGACUUUCACUCACACAGAGCUCCCCACGGAGGAAAAUGAUGAGGCAACAUCCAACUCUCUUUUAGCUCUGCCAAGUGAGAAUGAGAUAGGUCAUAUGAUGACCUUUGUCUGUGAAACGUCUCCUGCAGAUUGUGGAAAAGAGGCUCAGUUUGUUGAAGCAGAGCUGUUGCCCCAUUUCCCUGUAGCAUUUACACCAGAACAAGGCAAAAACCUUGUGGCCACUAUGUCGGCUGCGCAAGCCACUGAAAUGGAGAUUCAUACUUCCACUCCAGUACAAAACAUUGGGAACAUGUUACCCAGUCUCCCCUCCUUUUCAGAGUCUCCCUGCACAGAAAACCCAGGCAGUCCAGGAUUCCACCCUGUUAAACUGCAGCAAAUCUCUAUGACUCAUAACCAUUUGGUUGCAGGACUGGUGCCUUCAGACAGCAAAGUCAAGAAAACGGCAAUUAAAAAGUUUCCCAAGUCAGACUUCAGCAGUGUAAAAUCUAAAGUCUUGACAAGAAGCAUGCAUCAAAUAGUGCCAGGCCCGGCUUCACAGCUCAAACCAUCUCACGUUAACGUGAACAAUAAACAAAUUGAAGCACAUAGAGUUGCAACUACCAGGUUUACUCCUGCCAAGUUGAGGAGUAGUACUGCAGUUGUCUCUACCACCACUAAAAUGGUCAAUGAUGCUCAGCGGCGUGUGAAUACAGGCUCUGCCAAUUUGGGCACGACAAUUAUACAGUCAUCUGGGCACACUACCGAGGAUGGGCAGGAGAAAGGUGGAGCAUCCACACCUUACCAUCACCCUGCUGCAAAUAACCAUGCUUCAGCAUUCCAAUGCAGUAAAGCCAGCUCUGUAACAGAACAGGCAGCCUCAAGCCAAGUAGCAGAUACUGCAGCACAGCAUUCUGGCAACCAGACCUUCUGCUGGUCAGCCUUAGAAAAAUCCCCUGAUAAAAGUAAAAAUGGCCAAACGGCUCACAAACCAGCUCCAAUAAAUGGCGUGUUAAACAUAAUUGACGUUGAGGCCGGCUCAGCUUUAGGUCAGGACAAGACUCCUGUGCUCAAUAUGCGGCCUCGCUGCUCAUCUGAGAGCUCAGCAGUGUCCUCCAGGCCACCCAGGGAGAAGAGAACAACUCUAAAGUAUUCUAAUAGCUUCACCAUUGUCAAAGCUAAGACCAAACCAGGGCACCUGGACUGCUCUUCUCGGAAUAAACCGACCAUUCCCACUGACACCACAAACGGACCUGCUGAAAACUCCACAAGAGAGGUUAGGAGGAUCAGCCUGGUGGCAGAGUCCAGCAAAUCGACAACAUCGGGAGCCUCAUGGGAUGAGCGUAAGAGCAAAUAUCGAGCACAGACAGUUUCUAGACAAGCAAGAGGAGCACCACCCUCAGUACCUCCAGCUGCCAGUCCCCGACCAGUCACUCUAUCAACCAGGCAGAGGCAGGGACCCUUUGGGAGGGACGAAUACAGGACCUCCAAAGCUGCAGGGACACCACAGUCCAAGCAGAAAAGCAGCACAUGCAGUCAGAGAGUGCAGGCAAAAGGAGAAUCAUCCCUUGGAACUGCCUCAACAGCAAGUAAUAAACCUCAACUAGGUGGAUCCCAACCUCCUCAUACUUCCACUCAACCCAUUGUUAUGGGCCCUCCCCCUACUCCUACUUCUAGACUACCAGUACCACACAAGACCCCAGGGCCAUCCAGGAGCGUUACUCACGCCAGGGUAAAUUCUGAGCUGAGUGGAGGUGCUGGGCGAACACAAGUUUUUGGAGGAGCUGCACAUAAACCAUCUCCUUUGAAAACUGUUGUGCUUAAAGCUAGACUCAUCACAACCCCUGGGAAAGCCACUGGACCAUCUUUGGCCAUAGCAUGCAGACCUGCAACUUCCUCCAGCAAAGGUGCUUCAAACUCUACAGUCAGUCCUCUGAAAAGAACGGCUUCUGCAAGGCUCGUGGGUCUCACUUCAAGUGGAACUGUGGACAAGAACAAGCCGAAGGCCAGCUCCCGCCAUCAACACCCCCAGCAGCCUGCGUCUCAACUGAAUCAGCGCAGCGGAGCUGUAGAUGUGGUACCAGCGAGCGCCGCCGAGGGCGGGAGGAAGGACCAGAGCAUCCAGCAGCUCAAAGGACUUCUGGCAGCUAGUAACUGCAGAUUUGAGGCUGUCGCCAUCGUCUUGCAGGAAGCUUUGGCUGAGCGUGAUGAAGCCAGAAGGCAGUGCAGGGAUCUGUCCCAGGAGCUGGGCAACCUUCGAGGAGAGCUGGUUUGCUCCGUCCAUUCAUCUGAAUGCCUGGAGAAGGAGAAGGAAGAGUUGCGCGUUGCUCUGGAGGAUGCCCUGCACAAACUGCAGGAGCAGCACCAGAAGGACCUGGCCGAGCUGGAGCAGAGACUGCAGGCCUUCUACCAGGCCGAGUGGGACAAGGUCCACCUCAGCUACCAGCAGGAGACUGACAAGGGCAGGACUCUCCUGCAACAGCAGAUGGGAGAGCUUAAAGACAAUCAUGAAGUCAUGAGGCUGGAACUAGAGAACAGCCACGCAGAACAGCUGCAGUCUGUGAAACAGCAGUAUGAAAUGUCACUGGAAGAGCUCAGAAAAGUCCACAGUCAGGAGCUGCAGUCUUUGGAAAGAACUUUGAAAGAGACAGGAGACGCUCUAUCUGGACAGAUUGAAAAGCUGACGAUGGAGAACAAUGCCCUCAUUGAGAAGCUAGCGGAGGAGGAGAACAGGAGGAAACAGCUGGCCGAUAAGAGUCAGAAGGACUCCCACACACUGUAUCUGGAGCAGGAGCUAGAGAGCCUCAAAGUGGUCCUGGAUAUUAAAAACAAACAGCUCCACCAGCAGGAAAAGAAGAUGAUGGAGAUCGACAAACUGAUGGAGAAAAAUGUGAAGUUGGAUGAGAGCCUUAUCAAGGUCCAGCAGGAGAAUGAGGACCUCAAAGCCCGCAUGGAAAGACAUGCUGCACUGUCGAGACAGCUGUCGACGGAGCAGACGGCGCUGCAGGAAACCCUUCAGAAGGAGUCCAAGGUGAACAAGCGGCUGUCCAUGGAGAACGAGGAGCUGAUGUGGAAGCUUCAUAACGGAGACCUGAGUAGCCCGCGCAAGGUGUCCCCCACCUCCGCCUCCUCCCCCUCCCCCCACUCCUUCAGCUUCCAAUCACCGCGCAGCUCGGGCCUGUUGUCCAGCCCCCCGGUCUCACCCAGAUAACCAUGGGCCCCUGCUUCCUCGAAGCACACCCUCUCUUCUGAGUUAUCCCUCUGGAAUUAAGAGCCAUGUUUGUUUCCUGUUCGCUUAGCAACACAACAGCCUUUGACUCCUUGGAAAUUGGAUGAACUCUGACACUAUCUGUACAGAGGUACAGACCGUAAAAGAAGAAAUGCUGCACAGAAGCACUUAAUAAGCGAUGUCGCCUUGUUUUUUUGCCUUUCACUUCUGAUACUAUGGAUGGAUGGGGGGGGGAAGGAAAUCUCAGGACUCCAAUGAAACACUAUUUUUGUUACUUGUUGGCAGAGGCUUUUCUCAGAACACUCACAUACACAGUACAUGCAGUAAAAUAUACACAGACAUGCAUGCAGAUAUAGCCCAGUGUGUGUGGGAGAGCAGUGUUUGUGUCUCUGGAGACCACAGCCAUGGAAAGUCUGAAUUUAGAAUAGAUGUGACUACAGAUGACACUAUCCCUUCUCAUAUCACAUUUUAUUUUACCUAUACAUGAAAUAUGGAAUUUCUUUGUUGGAUUCCUGCACCAUUUCUCACAGCUAACUGUGCAAGAGUGACUAGUACACCAGGGCUGUCCAAGUCUCUUUGAGGUGUUUUCUUUUAUUUUUGAAGGUUGGUGUUUUGACACCUAGGUUAUCUGUUUAAGAAUCAUCUGUGGCCUCAAACUUGUUUUAUUUUCCAUGUGUUUGUUUGUCUGACCAAGGGACCAAUCCAAGUCUUUGUGCAUGUGUUUGAAUCCCCUCACUGAACCCUCCUAAUGCAGCUUUAAAGUUGGCGUCUUUGCAGAGAGUUGACCACGAGAAGCUUUGCUUGUGCGUGUCGGAGACACUGCGCUGUCUCAAAAAGACCUUUUGUGGUAAAUGUAUGUUAUUGGUUUGUUGACCCUGUUUGAAAUAUGCAAUCAAUAAAGUCUUGUAUUAA
Etheostoma cragini (Arkansas darter) is the source of this 5281-nucleotide messenger RNA. RefSeq names its product microtubule associated tumor suppressor 1a (gene mtus1a). Gene Ontology annotation, molecular function: microtubule binding. Bases 392 to 4351 code for a protein of 1319 amino acids. The record is from RefSeq and is a predicted model, not a curated record. Gene Ontology annotation, cellular component: nucleus; cytoplasm. The transcript has 15 exons. NCBI's taxonomy places the organism in Eukaryota, Metazoa, Chordata, Actinopteri, Perciformes, Percidae.